AUGGAGAAAAAGGAGGGCGGCCAUAGCAGCAAAGAAAGGGACCGAAGAAGCACAGGACAGAAAACGUGGGCGAAGAAAACCGGGAACGAAGCGGCUGCUCAGUACAACCCGGAGCCCCCGCCCCCACGUACCCAUUUCUCCAACAUUGAGGCAAAUGAGAGUGAGGAAGUGCGGCAGUUCCGAAAACUAUUUGCCCAGUUGGCUGGCGAUGACAUGGAAGUCAGCGCCACAGAACUCAUGAACAUUCUCAACAAAAUUGUGACUCGACAUCCUGAUCUGAAGACAGAUGGUUUUGGCAUUGACACUUGUCGAAGCAUGGUGGCUGUGAUGGAUAGCGACACCACAGGCAAGCUGGGCUUUGAGGAAUUCAAGUACCUAUGGAACAACAUAAAAAAGUGGCAGGCCAUAUACAAACGGUUUGAUGUUGACCACUCAGGGACCAUCUCCAGCAGAGAACUCCCAGGGGCUUUUGAGGCAGCAGGCUUCCAUCUGAAUCAGCAUCUUUACAAUAUGAUCAUCCGGCGCUAUUCGGACGAGGGAGGGAACAUGGAUUUUGACAACUUCAUCAGCUGCCUGGUCAGGCUGGAUGCCAUGUUCCGUGCCUUCAAAUCACUUGACAAAGACGGCACUGGACAAAUCCAGGUGAACAUCCAGGAGUGGCUGCAGCUGACUAUGUAUUCCUGA
Molecule: messenger RNA, 684 nt
Organism: Elephantulus edwardii (Cape elephant shrew)
Lineage: Eukaryota; Metazoa; Chordata; Mammalia; Macroscelidea; Macroscelididae
Product: calpain small subunit 1-like
Exons: 10
Coding region: 1-684 (227 amino acids)
Molecular function (GO): calcium ion binding
Source: RefSeq, a predicted model, not a curated record